Molecule: messenger RNA, 2707 nt
Organism: Cutaneotrichosporon oleaginosum
Lineage: Eukaryota; Fungi; Basidiomycota; Tremellomycetes; Trichosporonales; Trichosporonaceae
Biological process (GO): negative regulation of fatty acid biosynthetic process
Cellular component (GO): Cul4-RING E3 ubiquitin ligase complex; cytoplasm
Molecular function (GO): protein binding
Source: RefSeq, a predicted model, not a curated record
CCGAGCUCAACUCUUUCCUCGUCUUCCUCUUCUUCUUCAUCCUCGCUCAGCAUCGUACUAUCCCUCUUCGUUAUCCACUCGUUUGCGCAUCGACUGUUUGUCAUCCACAGCAGCCACAGUCUCCUAAUCAUCCUCGACAUCGGGACCCUCUUACGCUCGCACUUGACGGCCGAGCGGGGUCGUCGUUCCGCACUUCCCUGUGGAACCCGUCGCCAUAACUACAUAACCCUCCUCGCACCCAUUCUCAGCAUUUACCUCUCUCCCUCCUCAUCGUGCAAUCAACCUCUCCACUUUAGACACGACCAUGCCCCGGCGCCAGUCCCAUUCCCUCCAUCCUCUUCCGCGCAGCCUGACGUCACGCACCCCCACGCGGCGCCGCGGCGUGUUCGCAGACGCGUGGCCUCGUCUUGAUCGCGUGCAGGAGCUCGGCGAAAAUGGCGAGGGACAUUCUGGAUGCGUCAACGCGCUCAGCUGGUCCGAUGAUGGCGCUACACUCCUCACCGGCUCGGACGACCAGCGCAUCUGCAUUUGGACACCAGACACGCGCAGAGAUGCACCCGCCGCACAGCUCUCUCCGCAUCCUCUCAAGCACUCGGGCACCAUCCUCACCGGACACCGAGCCAACAUCUUCUCCUGCCGCUUCCUCCCAAACUCGAGUACGCCGACCAUUGUGUCCUGCGCCGGCGACGGCGAUAUUAGGGUUUUUGAGGUUGAGCGUUUGCGGCCCGCCGAGGGAAUGUCCUUGCCGUUCGUCCGCCGGGUGCGGGGGGCGCUUUGGGGAGUCGACGGACCAGGCGUGCGCGUGCUCGAAUGUCACCGCGACCGAACCAAGAGGAUUGCUACUGAGGCAAGCCCCUUUCUUUUCUUAUCAGUCUCCGAGGACGGGACGGUGCGGCAACACGAUUUGCGUCGCCCCCAUGCGUGCAGGGAAGAGUGUCCUCCUCCAUUGUUUCGAGCACCGCCUCAGGUGGACCUCUACUCGCUGAGUGUAUCGCCUCUGACGCCCCACCUUUUCGCCGUUGCCGGCCAGACCGACUGCGCGUACAUCUGUGAUCGGCGGAAACCUGAGCACCAGACACCUAGCUGGGGAAAACAUACCAGGCGUGCGGAACAGGUCACUUGCGUUCGCCGUCUCGCCCUGCCACAGGCCGAGUGGGAGAGCGUGGAGCGCAGGAAUGCCGCGUUUCAUGAGCGGCACAUAACGUGUGUGAAGAUGAGCGCCGAUCACGCAGGCGAGGUCAUCUGCGCGUUUGCCCGCCAUUCAACAUCGCUAUUCUCGUUGAAUGACUCUCCGGCCGAGUCGAGUGCACGUGUGCACCACGGUAGCGUCGUGCCCCCCAACCCCGAGUCAAACACUCACAAGGCGGAGAGAAAGCGGGAUGGAAUGAACGGUGCGGAAGGGAGAGGCCCGGGAGACGAGGAGGACCGGCAUACAGGCGAGGGGCCAGGCGAGCGGCUUAACAUAGCGCUUUCUGGGUCUAGAGUGAGACAUGGUGUGCCCAAGCGUCGCAUCUCCUCCGUCUCGCAUCCUGAGUCGCGUGCUGGUAGCGGAUCGCGACCGCGUACAGAGAGGACGGAGCCAGACGAUGAGAUGGCGCCGAGGUUGGCUCGCUUCCUGCGCAGUCCGCCCCCUUCCCCUCCGAUCGAAGAUGCGCGCUCUCCAAGGUCAGAACGGCCGAGGGAUCGUCGCCCGCUGGGUACCGAGUGGGAAGAAGGACCAGACGAGGUGCUCGACUUGGCAAAUUUCAUCCGCGAGUCGGAGGAGGGUUCGGAGGACGAGCUUGACGCUAUCAUGACAGGCGUCGACGGCGCGAGGGAUCUGCUUGCAAGCAUGGCAAUGGAGCUCGACGAUGACGAAGAGAUGUCGGAGAGUGACACGGAGACGAGCGAUGAUGGCUGGCCUACCGAGAACGAUUCGUCCGACGGCUCGGAGCUCAAUGUCCGAAACGGCGCGCCUAGCUCCGAAGGCGAGUUUAGGGGUGUGGACGUGCUGUAUCCGCGCCGCAGCUACCGGGGCGCACGCAACAUUGAUACAGUCAAGGAUUGCAACUUUUUGGGCGACAGCAGCGAUAAGGUUGCAUCGGGGAGUGACGACGGCAAUUGGUUUGUCUGGGACAAGGAAACCGGGCGGCUAGCCGGCAUCUGGUGGGCAGACAGCGACAUUGUUAAUGUGAUGGAGCAGCACCCUACCCUUCCAGUUGUCGCCGUAAGCGGGAUUGACAACACAGUCAAGAUGUUCGCGCCAGUGACACGCCACCCUAAUCCCUCCUUUAACCGAACGUCCGACGCGGACGCAAUCAUUGAGCGCAACCUGGCGCGCUCGGCACCCAGGCCCUCGAGCAUCUUCGCGGAUGUGAGCGCCGUACAGAUGCUCGUCACUAUGCUGCGAAGCCAGCAAGGCGGGGAACCCCGCGAGGCUGUCCUCGACCUGUUUCGUUCUUUGGGGGUCGUGCGCGUCGAGGGAGGGAGCGAUGGCGACCACGACGGAGACGACGAAGGUGACGAUGACGAUGAGGACGAUGAGGACGAGAAUGACGACGAGGGCGAGUCUGAGGCCUAAGGUCGCCCACAAAACGACUGUGACUCAAAGGAGGAGGCGUGAGCUCAAAGGUGUGAUGCCGCAGAGGGUCGUUGGGGAGCCAGCCAUCUUGGCGCGGCAUUCCUUGCACCUGCCUUACUCCGAGCAUGUACUCAAUGUGCAACUGUG